Prunus armeniaca (apricot) is the source of this 2190-nucleotide messenger RNA. NCBI's taxonomy places the organism in Eukaryota, Viridiplantae, Streptophyta, Magnoliopsida, Rosales, Rosaceae. The record is from the annotation of a GenBank genome assembly.
AUGGUGAAAACUGUGGUUCCUGCUGAUGCAAUUGUUGUCGAAGUUCUUAACAAAGAUAACUAUGAGCAUUGGAGUGCAUUGGUUAAAAAUUAUUUGGUGGCUCAAGACCUUUGGGAAGUAGUAGAGGCUACAGCUGAACCUCCUACACCAGAACAAGAAGCAGAAGCUGAUGAUCAGUUCAAGACCUGGAGGAAGAAGAAUGCAACAGCUUUACAUACGAUCCAAGUUUCGUGCGGGCCUGAUGCUUUUUCGAUGAUUAAAGAGAUCAGUUCAGCCAAAAUUGCUUGGGAAACUUUGGCCGAAAAGCAUAUGCCGCAACCAUCACUCCUAAUUAAUUCAUUUGUUCAGUCUGCAAACUCAUCAUCCAACCCAGAUGCUGCAAUUGCUGCCGAGCAUGAUCCGUAUCAACCUUUCUUCGCUGCUGUUAAGCUCGGUGAUUGGCGUAAAGCGAAGGAAUUUCUUACCCGAGAUCCCAAUGCAAUAAGAGUAAGAUCUUCAACAGGAGGGACAGCUCUUCACAUUGCAACCAAGUUCGGACAUGAGCAUAUUGUGGAAGAGUUGGUUCAGUUGAUGACACCGGAAGACUUGGAAAUGCAAGAGCAUACUUGGACAGCUCUUCAUUUUGCUGCAAGAUUAAAUUUCAAAAUGGUUGAAUGCAUGGUUAGAAAGAACAAGAAACUACUUGGCAUUGCUGAAGAGUCCAACGGUCUGACGCCAAUUCUCUUCGCUGCUCGGUUUGACUUAUGGGAUAUCGUUCGUUAUCUCUACUCCCUCACUCCGAUCCAAGACUUAAUGCCAGAGAAUGGCCCUUAUGGAGCUGCGCUUGUUUGCUUGUGUUUACUAGCCAAACAAUUUGAUAUUGCCUGGGAAUUACUUCAGCGUUGCCCACGAUUGGUAAUUACUAAAGAUGUUUGGGGAGUGUCCCCUAUACGUGCAUUGGCUGAUAUACCUUCUGCAUUUCCGAGUGGGACGCCACUCAAAUUCUGGGAAAAGUGGAUCUAUGAUGGCAUACACAUACAACAUCCUCCUGCAAUCCAUGAUGUUCACGUAAAUGUUGAAAAUCUAGAAGAGAAACUGGGCAACCAAAAUAUCAGUUCUUCAGUCUUCGGUUUAACGCAAGGGCCUUCUUCAAGCCUCCGCAAGCUUUUAGGAAUCAACCGCAUAUGUGAAAUGAAAUUGAUCCAUGCUCGAUCCCUCUAUAUUUUGGAUUACAUGUGUGAAGUGUUAAAACAUCUAGACACUCAAGACAUGGAAGAUGGCCUUGUCUAUUCAGCAAUAUUCGGAGCUAUACGAAGUGGGAUUAUUGAGUUCGUUAUUCGUUUAUGUAAAGUAGAUCCUGAUAUAUUGUGGCGGGCCAAUUCAAUGAGAAGGAACAUAUUUCAAUAUUCAGUUGAGCGUCGCCAGGAAAAAGUAUAUAGCCUCAUAUAUGGGGUUGGUCAAAGAAAUCUUAUUGCAACAUUUGCAGAUGCUUCUGGAAAUGAUAUGCUACAUCUUGCAGGGAUGCUAUCUCCAACUGAAAAACUUGAUCGUAUUUCAGGUGCAGCCUUGCAAAUGCAGAGAGAAAGACAAUGGUUCAAGGAGGUGAAAAGUCUUGUAGUUUUACCCUCAGGAGUGGGAGCUUUCAAUAAACAGGGUAUGAGACCCCAUGAAGUAUUUACCCAGAACCAUAAUAAAUUGAAGGAAGAAGGAGAAAAGUGGAUGAAAGAUACAGCAACCUCUUGUACAGUUGUAGGUGCUCUCACUAUUACCAUCAUGUUUGCUGCAGCCUUCACGGUGCCUGGUGGAAACAAUGGAGGAACAGGCUUUCCCUUGUUCUUAGAUGAAAAGAUGUUUAUGGUUUUUAUAGUUUCAGAUGCUAUAUCACUCUUUUCUUCCACAACUUCAGUGUUAAUGUUUUUGGGAAUCCUUACAUCACGAUAUGCAGAAGACGAUUUCCUAAAAUCCUUACCCACAAAGAUGAUAAUCGGCCUUUCAACACUCUUGAUCUCCAUCGCUUCCAUGAUGGUUGCCUUUUGUUCUGCUCUUUUCCUUAUGCUUCAUGAAAGACUAUGGAUUGUCAUUCCAAUCAUUUUCCUCGCCAGCGUUCCAGUCACCUUAUUUAUUUGGAUGCAAUUUCCCCUUCUUGUUGAAAUUUUCAUUUCUACAUAUGGAGGAGGGAUAUUUGACAAGAAAGUGAGACGGUGGAUAUAA